AAGAGCAGCCCUUUGUGUCAUAGGAUCUGACGGAGGCACCACCCCCGCCCCCCCCAGCCCAGCGACUCGCUGCCAUUGGCUCGGCGUGGCAGAGCGGCCACGGCGCGAGUUCUAUAACAUCGUUCCUGCGGUGCGCUGCGCGGAGAGAAGAGCGGAGAGGAGCAGAGCUGAGACGCCGAGCCAUGAAGAUCCCCCCGGCGAGGAGCUGAGACGGCAGGGGGCGCACUGUGGUCCUCAUGGCGUGUUACUACAUCGUGAUCAGCUCGACGCGCCUCAGCAACGGACACCUGCGCAGCAUCAAGGGAGUUUUCCGGGGCCCCUUGAGCAAGAGUGGGAGCAGAAACCUGGACCGCAGGGGGGAGGACGGCCCGCUGCCUGUGGCCCUGGAGGACCUGAGGGCCAAUUUCUACUGCCAGCUGUGCGACAAGCAGUACCGCAAACAGCACGAGUUCGAUAACCACAUCAACUCGUAUGACCACGCCCACAAGCAGAGGCUGAAGGAGCUCAAGCAGAGGGAAUUUGCACGCAAUGUGGCCUCCCGGUCCAGGAGGAAGGACAGAAAGCAAGAGCGAGCAGCACGUCGCCAGCAUGAGCUGAGCAAGCAGCACCGGCAGGUCCAGAGUGCCCCGGGGAGUGGUCCCAUGUUCAGGUCAACCACCGUGGCCGUGGAGGGGUGCUGUCGGGGGGCUCCCGUGAGGGGCACACAAGUGGGGCCCUCCCAGAACAACCCGUGGCUCCUCCCAGUACGGGGCAGAAAGCAAGUCCACAGGCAGAAGGUGGCCUUCUCCUUCUCCUUGCCCAAGAAGACACUGGUGCGACUAGAGUCCUCAGUCUUCUGUCACACUGGGCAGAAGGGGGCACCACGGGAAGAUUUCACAUCAAGCCGCCAAGGACUCCACAAGGGGCUCAGGACCUUCAGCCCCCCUACUGUGGAGACAGGACCUAGUGGUGGGGUCAACAUCCUGGACCUUGAAUCCCCAGGUGGUCCUGCAGAGAAACACAUUCUGUCCCCCAGGAUGUCUCUUGUUCCAUCUGCAGUGCCACUGGCCCUCCUGUCUCCCGUCUCCUUAUCCACAUUGGAUCCCUGCUCCCAGCCUCAUGGAAGCUCUCCCUGCAUAGCCCACCAGCUCCGGCUUCCUCUUCCUGAGACCGCUGAAGACUGCAGUGCGAGUGUGGAGGACGGCCUGGUGCCGCCAGGGGGCAAUAGAGCAGAGAGCAAAGAGAGAAGCAGAGAGGACGCCACGGCAGGAUCAAACACAAGCCGAGAAAAACCAGAAAAAAACUGCUCCUUCCUUAUGGAUUCGCUGUCAGUAAGCAACGCUGCAGUUUCCAUGGAAACGAAGGCUCCACUGUCCUGUCCACCUGGAAAGGUUGAGACCACGGGACGCAACCCAGGACAAGAGUUUUAUUCGGUCCGGAGCUGCAAUGGAAGAACCGUGCUGCCCUGGCCCUGCGAGAUGCUGCUCUUCACGAGGACCCAGCCAGCCCUGUCCUACAGCUGCAACCCUCUGCAUUUUGACUUCCGGGCCUGCGGAGGGCGACAGAGAGUGGCCAGCCAGGCAAUGGAGGACCUAAGCGGCACAGACUCUGCCCCCCCAGGAGAGCACAUGGAGGAGUCCUCCGGGAGCCAGAUCCAGCUGGAGAGGAGCAACACAGAGCAGCAGGGCGAGCGAGACGUCUACCUCCAAAUGCAACGCCCCUUGAGGCACAGCGCCCCCAGAGGACAGAGAUGUGACUGCAGGGACCAAAGACAGGUGAGGCGAAGGAGUAGGAGGAGGAGGAGAGUUCAUCGCAAGGAGGAGGGCAUACAGGAGUCAAAUCUGCAUCCCCACCGCUGUGAGGAGAGCACCAGAACCUGUGUCAGUCCUCCAGCGCUUGGCCAGGAGGACCCCCUGGAGCCAGGAGGACAUGUGGGACAGAACUGUUACAGUGCCGCGGCUCCACAUUCUACACAAGAGCCCCCCCUGAAAAGGCUGCACAGAUCCACGGGGGACCAGCAGGAGCAGAGACGCAAACGGCAGCGUUGCAGCCGCAGCUUUUCCUCUGACAGCGAGAUGUCCAGCGAUGAGACAUACCAAAGUAGCACGGCACGGAUGUGGACCAGCGGCAGCAAGAGGAGGAAGAGGAGGAGAAAGAGUCCUGGACCCGUUGCCAUGGACACCUGUCAGGCUGUCAGCUGCAGUGAGGAAACAGGGAGAGAGGAGCAUGGGGCAGAAAGGCUCCCUGUGAGUAGCUGUCCCCUGGACAAUAGCAGGCUCAGCGGUCCGACGGUGGGGAAUCCAACACAGAGCAUUGUGCGUAGAGACGGGGGUCCUCUGGAGGCGAUAGGUCUCCCAAUGUCCACUCAGUGCAAUACAGAAAACAUCAGGGAAUGUCUUUCAGCUGAGAUUGUGGACAUCAGGCCCUUGGGGGACAUGCAGGUUGGAAAUAAGGAGAAUGACUCUGAAGCUGAAAUGAGACAGGGGACAGCCACAACAGAGGACUUCAUGUCCUCUGUGGUGGACAUCCACUGCUGCCACUGUGACACACAGGAAGCCAUAGAGCACCGAUCAGAACCCCUGAACCUGAAGAAACCAUCCAAGCAGAGCUCUCCAAAGCAGGACCGGAAGGACCAUAUGACAGCCAAACUGGGCCCAGAGAGACAGCCGGGGGACGGCCCUUUCCGUGCGUCUCCGCUAGGUGGCGUCAGGAGACGCCACGUCCUGCACCUCUACACGAACGGACUCCUCCUGCCCCGGCAGCGCAUGCUCUUCCCCAGCAAAAGGAAGCAGCUCCUCCCAGGGCCUCCAGUCCCUUUCACUCCGCCCAUGCUUAACCCUGCCUCUCUAGCCCCGCCCAUUUCGUCCAUUAACAUCUUGCAGCAUCAUGCCACAUUGUUACCCCCCCGUACCCCAUUAAUCUCUCAGGUGUUUCCCUUGACCCGGGUGCACCCCGCAGCCCCGUCCUUCGUGCCCCUGGUACCGACUGGCAGCUUCCCUCCCAUCGCUGCGGCGUUCCGCACCGUGGCCGGCCCCGCCCUCCUGCACCCGCUGCUGCCCCCUCAGGCCGCCGUGGUGCCCCUGCAGCCCCUCCUCCGGACGCCCGAUGCCUUGAUCGCUUCGCCAGACACCUUUAUUGUCUCACGUCACUAUGUGCCGCAGGUGGCCCCUCCGGUCAUGUGACCUGAGCGACUGCGUUUCUUUCGCCGUUUGCCUUCUUCCCCUGCAGCCCAACGGUUGGUCCCCGAGAAGGAGAGUGUCUGUCGCAGGUGAACACCCCCCGGCCCACCACCUGGAGAAUUUCUACUGCUUUUUUUGCAAAGUGAAACCACAGGCACAAAAGGCUAAACGAUACUUUUCUAUAAACAUCCCAGUUUGGCACUGAUUUGCUUAGUAAACAUCUGAGUGAUGAUUUUAUUUUUAUACCACAUAUAAAUACUGUACGUAUACAUACAGUAUGUAUACACACACACGUACAUAUAUACUGUAGAGGUAUAUAUUGCUGUAUAUGUCCGAGAAUGAGGUUCCUUAAAACUCAGUGUCGUCCUCGUGUGUUACGACACACACUGUACUUCACACGUAUGACGCGAUACGAUUCGAGGUCACAUAUCAUUUUGCAUUUGAAACUUUCCUCUCUUCUCUGUCCAGGUUUGUUUAGUCGGUCAGUCAUACAUGAAAGCAGGUAAAGUCUGUUGAAAACCACGGAUCUUACUGCUUCAGACGCCAUCUAUGUGCUCAUGUGAACUUCGGCUGCAAGUUCUGUACGUUGAGAGCAUUUCUUCACUGGCUCCUCGCGUUCCGAUCAUUUCAAUUCUGAAUUUUUAAAGAUACAAACACUUAGCAGCUUAUUUAUUUCUAUAUUUAAGCACCCGAAUGGCACAGGAGUGUGGGACCACCUUCAGUCAACUUCCUUGCACAGUGUUUACCGCUCAUGUCUGGUGUUGAUCAGUGAUCACGUUCAAUAAGAUGAUGGAUGUUACACAAGUUUAUGACAAGAAUCAGUCAACAAUCAGCAUCUGAAGGGGAGACAAUGAGGACAAUGUAUUUUCAUUUUCAGACAUUUCUAACUCGCUUCAAUGAAUUCUUCUUGACGUCAACAGCAAUGUUAAAAGCCUCACUCAGUGUUCUUACGCAUUAUAGCUACUGUAUAUCCAAGCCUUUACAAACUGUCACCGUGAUGUCGCUGUGAUGUCACAGUGAUGUCGUUGUGAUGUUGCUAUGAUGUCACAGUGACGUCACCGUGAUGUUGCAGUGGUGUUGCUCUCAUGUCACAGUGACAUCAUAAAAACCUUUGCCUCAAAGCAGAUAACAUUCUGUUAGAUAACAGACCAUUGUGUCUCUGUUUUAUCACCUGUGACACUUCCUUCAACAGCCUCGGCUCCAUGUUCUUCCGGAAGAUAUCGCUCUUGUGUCUUACACACAUUUUUAAGGCACUUGCAAGUUCUGCUCUCACAGCCACUCUUUCUAUACACGGUGCCCUUGACGUUCUACUUACUUUGAGAAAAAGGACAUUUCUUUAGGUAGAACAAUGUAGGUAUGUUUUAUACACAUUUUCCAGUGGUGAUUAAAAUGCUGCCAAAAUGAGGUGCGCAACUGGAAAGUGCCGUCAUUUGAGCGAGUUCUGUGCACAUGGAUCGAAAACCUCUCAGAAGUAGUCGAUCGCAAGACACCCCCCGCAGGACUCAAACCCUACACCCAGCAGAAAGCAAAACCCAGUGAAACCCGCUGCCCCACCAAAUCCCCACAAGAGGUACAGUUGUAAGGAAAAUGUUGGAAACCAUCUAGAUUCUCCAUAAAUAUUCAAUUCAAUACAA
Scleropages formosus (Asian bonytongue) is the source of this 4792-nucleotide messenger RNA. Its product is annotated as G patch domain-containing protein 8-like. Gene Ontology annotation, cellular component: nucleus. The transcript is spliced from 4 exons. NCBI's taxonomy places the organism in Eukaryota, Metazoa, Chordata, Actinopteri, Osteoglossiformes, Osteoglossidae. The record is from RefSeq and is a predicted model, not a curated record. Bases 237 to 3161 code for a protein of 974 amino acids.